Molecule: messenger RNA, 11441 nt
Organism: Magnolia sinica
Lineage: Eukaryota; Viridiplantae; Streptophyta; Magnoliopsida; Magnoliales; Magnoliaceae
Product: E3 ubiquitin-protein ligase UPL2-like
Exons: 17
Coding region: 187-11253 (3688 amino acids)
Biological process (GO): positive regulation of protein catabolic process; protein polyubiquitination; proteasome-mediated ubiquitin-dependent protein catabolic process
Molecular function (GO): protein binding; ubiquitin-protein transferase activity
Source: RefSeq, a predicted model, not a curated record
CCUUCCCCGGUCUUCUAUAUAAGACGGUUUCUCUUCUCUUUUAGGCUCUCAAGGGUUAAAAGACUCUCUCUACAUCUCUAUCGUGUUCGAUCGAAUACCGAUGUUUCUGCACCAUCUACGCCUUUCUUCUUCCCGUUUUCUCCUUUCAAAAAUCAGAGUAUCUGAAAGCAAAGGAGCUGCUCUGUAAUGGCAACCCUAAGAUCGAGUCUGCCGCUGCGUCUCCGGCAGCUCCUAGCCGGCGAAGGCGCUGCCGUUCCCUCUCUUAAACUGGAAUCGGAACCGCCUCCAAAAAUUAAAGCUUUCAUUGACAGUGUGAUCAAGAUUCCACUCCAUGACAUAGCGGUACCUCUUUCAGGUUUUCGUUGGGAGUACAAUAAGGGAAAUUUCCAUCACUGGAGACCACUCUUUCUACAUUUUGAUACAUACUUCAAGACAUAUCUCUCUUGUAGGAAAGAUCUUCUCUUAUCUGAUGACAUAUCAGAUGAUGAUGGUCCAUUUCCUAAGCAUACAAUCCUGCAAAUUUUGGGAGUAAUGCAAACAAUUUUGGAGAACUGCCACAACAAGAGUUCAUUCAGUGGUCUAGAGCAUUUCAAGCUACUGCUGGCAUCAACAGACCCGGAGAUCCUUAUAUCUACUUUAGAGACUCUGUCUGCCUUGGUGAAAAUAAAUCCCUCCAAGCUACACGUGAGUGGGAAACUGGUUGGGUGUGGCUCAAUGAACAGCUGUCUCCUGUCCCUAGCACAGGGGUGGGGAAGCAAAGAAGAAGGCUUGGGUUUAUUUUCAUCUGUUAUAGCUAAUGAGAGAAGCCAAGAUGUAGGCAUGUGCUCAUUACCAUCCAACAUAGAAAGUGACUGCGACAAUUCACAGUAUCGAUUGGGUACAACCCUGCACUUCGAAUUUCAUACAGCCACUUCUGAGGGGACUGAACAAAACAGCGACAGGAGGUCUUCCAACUUGCAUGUCAUACACAUUCCUGAUCUCCAUCUCCGUAAGGAGGAUGAGUUAACUAUUCUUAAGCAAUGUAUCGAUGAAUACAGCGUUCCUCCAGAGCACAGGUUCUCAUUGCUGACCCGUAUCAGAUAUGCUCGAGCCUUUCUUUCUCCCAGAACCUGCAGGCUAUACAGCAGAAUUUGCAUCCUUUCCUUCAUUGUGCUGGUGCAGUCAAAUGAUGCUCAUGAUGAGCUUGUAUCCUUCUUUGCGAAUGAACCCGAAUAUACAAACGAGUUGAUCAGGCUUGUUCGGUCUGAAGGUGCUAUUCCUGGAACUAUCAGGACGCUUGCGAUGCUUGCACUUGGAGCACAAUUAGCAGCAUAUUCAUCAUCUCAUGAUCGUGCACGGAUAUUGAGUGGUUCAAGCAUUAUUUCUGCAGGGGGAAACCGGAUGAUUCUCCUAAGCGUUCUUCAGAAAGCGGUGAUGUCAUUGAAUAAUCCCAGUGAGCCAUCUGUGCUUUCCUUUGUUGAUGCUCUUCUACAGUUCUACCUGCUCCAUGUUAUAUCAUCUUCAAGUUCUGGGAGUGCUAUAAGAGGGUCAGGAAUGGUUCCCACUCUUUUACCUCUUCUACAGGACAUUGAUUCCUCUCAUAUCCAUCUUGUUUGUUCUGCUGUAAAAACUCUUCAAAAGCUCAUGGAUUACAGUAAUGCAGCGGUAUCCUUGUUCAAAGAUCUCGGGGGUGUGGAACUUUUGUCUCAGAGGUUGCAGAUUGAAAUUCAAAGAGUUGUUGGCGGUGAUUGUGAAAAUAGCAAUUCAAUGAUUGAUGGCGAUUUAUCAGAAUUUGAUGAUGAUAUUUUAUAUUCCCAGAAGCGACUCAUCAAAGCUUUGCUUAAGGCACUCGGGUCUGCUACUUAUGCUCCAGCUAACUCUACGAGGUCCCAAAACUCGCAAGAUAAUUCCUUGCCGACUUCGUUGUCGGUUAUAUUCCGCAAUGUGAGCAGAUUUGGGGGCGACAUCUAUUUUUCAGCAGUGACCCUUAUGAGUGAAAUUAUUCACAAGGAUCCAACAUGCUUCUCGGUUUUGGAUGAAUUGGGUCUUCCUGAUGCCUUUCUGUCAUCAGUGAUAGCUGGGAUACUCCCUUCAUCAAAAGCACUCACAUGUGUUCCUAGUGGUCUUGGUGCCAUCUGUCUUAAUCCUAAAGGCUUGGAGGCAGUUAAGGAAACUGAUGCACUGCGGUUCCUUGUAGACACCUUCACAAACAGAAAGUACCUGGUAGCGAUGAAUGAAGGUGUUGUCCCUUUGGCAAAUGCUGUGGAGGAGCUCUUGCGACAUGUAUCUACACUGAGAGGCACUGGCGUUGAUAUAAUCAUUGAAAUUAUUGAUAAACUUUCUUCCUUAGGGGAGGAUAAGUGCUCUGGGUCCUUCGGGAAAGUGGAUGGGAGCACUGCAAUGGAAACAGAUUCUCAAGAAGGAGAGCACAAAGGGCACGGACUUUUGACGGGUGCAUCAGACUCAGCGGCUGAUGGCAUCAGUACUGAGCGGUUUGUUCAGCUGUGCAUCUUUCAUGUGAUGGUACUGGUUCAUCGAAUUAUGGAAAAUUCUGAAGCCUGUAGGUUGUUUGUGGAGAAGAAAGGUAUUGAGGCUUUGAUGAAACUUCUAUUGCAGCCUAGUAUUGCCCAAUCAGCUGAUGGGAUGUCUAUUGCGUUGCAUAGCACUGUGGUUUUUAAGGGGUUUACACAGUAUCACUCUGCUCCUCUGGCACAUGCUUUCUGUUCAUCUCUCAGGGACCACUUGAAGAAAGCUUUGAGUGGAUUUGGUUCAGCUUCAGGUGCAUUUUUACUGGCUCCUAGGACUACACCGGAUAGCCGCAUCUUUUCCUCUCUUUUCGUUGUUGAGUUCCUUCUUUUUCUUGCUGCCUCGAAAGAUACAAGAUGGGCGACUGCAUUACUAACAGAACUUGGGAAUGGAAGCAAGGAUAUCCUGGAAGAUAUUGGACGGGUCCACCGGGAAGUUCUGUGGCAGAUUGCCCUCCUUGAUGAUUCGAAGCUUGAGACAGAUGAUUCUGGUCCUGGUUCUGCUGGUGAGCCACAGAGAUCAGAGACAAAUACAGGUGAAACUGAAGAGCACAGAUUCAACUCCUUUAGGCAGUUUCUUGACCCGUUACUGAGACGAAGGGUGUCUGGAUGGAGUGUCGAAUCUCAGUUUUUCGACCUUAUAAAUCUGUAUCGUGAUCUUGGUCGUGCCACUGGUGUUCAGCAAAGACUGGGUAUGGAUGGCCCAUCGAACUUGCGACUUGGCUCCAAUCCUCAAGUGCCUCCAUCCAAUUCUUCAGAUACUGUGGCUGUUAGCAGAAUGGAAGGUGAAAAGCAGAGAUCUUAUUAUUCUUCCUGCUGUGACAUGAUGAAGUCGCUUUCUUUUCAUAUAAGCCAUUUGUUUCUAGAGUUGGGGAAAGUGAUGUUGCUUCCUUCUCGUAGGCGGGACGAUUCUCUGAAUGUGUCCCCUUCUGCCAAAUCUGUUGUUUCUAUGUUCGCUACAAUUGUAUUGGACCACUUGAAUUAUGGUGGGCAUGUUGAUCAGUCUAAUGCAGAGGUAGCCAUAUCGACAAAAUGUCGCUACCUUGGUAAGGUUAUUGAUUUCAUAGAUAACAUUUUAUUGGACAGGCCAGAUUCGUGCAACCCCAUUUUGUUGAAUUGUUUUUAUGGCCAUGGAGUUGUUCAAGCCAUCUUGACCACCUUCGAAGCUACCAGUCAAUUGCUCUUUGCAGUCAAUAGGGUGCCGGCUUCUCCCAUGGAGACAGAUGAAGGAAGUUCGAAAGAAGAUAACAAGGAUGAAACUGAUCAUUCUUGGAUAUAUGGUCCCUUGGCUAGCUAUGGGACACUCAUGGAUCACUUGGUGACUUCGUCUUUCAUCCUCUCACCCUUGACAAAAAAUCUGCUUGCUCAACCAAUUACAAAUGGAAAUGUUCGGUUUCCACGAGAUGCUGAGACCUUUGUUAAGGUACUCCAGUCCAAGGUACUGAAGGCGGUGAUUCCUAUCUGGACUCACCCUCAGUUUACAGAAUGCAGUUAUGAGUUCAUUGCAGCAAUUAUCUCUAUUGUGCGGCACAUUUAUUCUGGAGUUGAAGUGAAGAAUGUGAAUAGCAACACAGCUGCUCGAAUAACAGGUCCUCCUCCGGAUGAAUCGGCAAUUUCAAUGAUCGUAGAGAUGGGCUUUUCCAGGUCUAGGGCAGAAGAAGCAUUGCGGCAAGUGGGGACAAAUAGUGUGGAGAUGGCAAUGGAAUGGUUGUUCUCACAUCCAGAGGAAGCCCCAGAAGAUGACGAGCUUGCUCGUGCACUUGCCAUGUCCCUAGGGAGUUCUGGUGCAUCGGUAAAGGAAGAUGCAGAGGUGAAUGCUAGUAAUACUGAUCAGGAAGAAGAAACAGUUCAACUUCCUGCAGUUGACGAACUGUUAUCGACAUGUACCAGGCUUCUACAGAUGAAGGAGCCUUUGGCUUUUCCAGUCCGCGAUCUGCUUGUAAUGAUAUGCUCCCAAAAUGAUGGUCAUUAUCGGUCCAAAGUCAUUACCUUUAUCAUCGAUCAAGUGAAGCUCUGCAGUUCGACUUUCGAGGCCAGCAGCAGCACUGCAUUAUCUGCUUUUUUCCAUGUUCUUGCUUUAGUACUUCAUGAAGAUGCAGUUGCAAGAGAAGUUGCCUCAAAAAGUGGUCUUGUAAAGAUUUCUUUGGAUUUGCUCUCUCUAUGGAACUUGAGCUUCCAUGAUGGGGAAAAAUCUCAAGUGCCGAAGUGGGUGACGGCAUCUUUUCUUGCUAUUGACCGGAUGUUGCAGGUGGACCCGAAAUUGAGUUCUGAAAUUCCUGUGCCUGAACAGUUUAAAAAGGAUGAUCCUAGUAAUCAGACUGCUCUUGUUGAUGAGAAUGGACCUAAAAAUUUACAGUCCACUCUGGGAUUAACUCGUUACAUUGAUGUACACGAGCAGAAGAGACUUGUUGAGAUUGCUUGCCGAUGUAUCCAGAACCAGCUUCCUUCUGAAACAAUGCAUGUGAUUCUUCAGCUGUGCGCAACGCUUACCAAAGUCCAUGCAGUUGCCGUGAGUUUUCUCGAUGCAGGAGGUUUGCCGGCACUGCUUUGUUUGCCUACGAGUAGCCUAUUUCCUGGGUUUGACAAUGUUGCUGCUAUGAUAGUCCGUCACAUUCUUGAAGAUCCCCAGACACUGCAGCAAGCUAUGGAGUCUGAGAUACGACAUAGCGUGGUGGCAGCCACAAAUAGACACUCAACUGGAAGGCUCACCCCACGCAGUUUUCUUCAGAAUUUGGCUUCUGUCUUCUCUAGGGACCCAGUUGUUUUCAUGCAAGCUGCUCGGUCUGUAUGUCAAAUUGAGAUGGUAGGAGAAAGGGCGCAAGUUGUGUUGUUGAAAGAUCGUGAGAAAGAGAAGGGCAAGGAGAAAGAGAAGGAGAAGCAACAAGCUGCUGAUGGAAAGGCUACUUCAGGUGAUGUGAGCUCCCCAGCUCCAGGUAAUGUCCAUGGCAAACUUCCAGAUUCAAAUGGCAAAAAUGCCAAAGUUCAUCGAAAAUCCCCUCAGACUUUUGUAAGUGUAAUUGAGCUUCUCUUGGAUUCUAUCAUAACUUUUGUACCAUCUACAAAAGAUGAUGGUCUGGUAGAUGGGGUCCUUGGUGGUGCCCCUUCAGUAGCAGACAUGGACAUUGAUGGCCCUUCUAGCAAGGGAAAAGGAAAAGCCAUUGCCACUGUAUCUCAAGAGAAAAAAGUUGAUAGCCAGGAAGCUUCGGCAUCUCUUGCCAAGACAGUAUUCAUUUUAAAAUUGUUAACUGAAAUUCUCUGGACAUAUGCUUCGUCUGUUCAUGUCCUGCUCCGGAGAGAUGCUGAAGUUAGUAGUUCUCGCAGUCUUCCUCAACGGGGGCCUGCUGGUAACUACAAUGGUGGAAUAUUUCAUCAUGUUCUUCACAAGUUUCUUCCAUAUCCUGGAAGCUUCAAGAAAGACAAGAAACUGGAUGGUGACUGGAAGCACAAAUUAGCAAGUAGGGCAAGCCAGUUUUUGGUGGCAUCCUCUGUUCGUUCUGCUGAAGGACGGAGAAGGGUAUUUACUGAGAUCAGUAAUGUCUUCAAUGACUUUGUUGAGCCAGCUGAUGGUUCCAGGGCACCUGACUACAGUAUCCAUGCUUAUAUCGAUCUACUUAAUGAUAUCCUUGCCACCCGCUCUCCAACUGGUCCAUUUAUUUCAGGAGAAGCCUCGACAACAUUUAUAGAUGUUGGUCUGGUUCAAUCUUUGACUCGAACUCUCCAAGUCUUGGACUUGGAUCAUGUUGAUUCACCGAAGGUUGUUACUGGGAUUGUCAAGGCUUUGGAAUUGGUAACUAAGGAACACGUCCAUUCUGCUGAUCCUAAUUCUGCCAAAGGUGAAUCCUCAACAAAUCUUGCUUCCAAUCAGAGUCAACCAGGUAGAACAGAUAAUGGUGGUGAUCGAUUCCAGUUCCUGGAAACCACAUCCCAGCCUGAUCAUAAUGAAUUGGUGUCUGGUCAUGUUGAGCCUUUCAAUCCAACCCAGCCGUCUAGGAGUGCAGAUUCUGUUACCGAUGACAUGGAGCAUGACCGGGAUUUGGAUGCAGGUCCUGAAAAUGAAGAUGAUUUUAUGCGUGAAACUUCUGAGGAAGCUGCUGGUCUUGAAAAUGGGAUUGCAACUGUUGAAAUGACGUUCGACAUCCCAGUGAUCCCACACAUUGCUCAAGACAAUCUAGCUGAUGAAGAGGAUGAUGAUGAUGAAGAGAUGAGUGGUGAUGAUGUGGAUGAAGAUGAAGAUGAGGAUGAUGAUGAAAACAAUGAUUUGGAAGAAGAGGAUCAUCACAUGUCACCUCCUGAUACUGAUCGGGAUGAACAUGAGAUUGAUGAGGAGGAAUUUGAUGAAGAUGUACUGGAGGAAGAGGAUGAAGAUGAUGAAGAUGAUGAAGGUGGGGUUAUACUCAGGCUAGAGGAGGGUAUCAACGGAAUUAAUGUUCUUGAUCAUAUUGAAGUUUUCAGCAGAGAUAACAAUUUUGCUAAUGAUGCACUUCAUGUGAUGCCUGUUGAAGUUUUUGGCUCUAGACGCCAAGGCCGUACAACAUCCAUCUACAAUCUUCUAGGAAGAACUGGUGACCAUGGUGCUCCUAUUCAGCAUCCACUUUUGACGGAACCUUCUUCCUCUCUGCGUCCAGUUGCUCUCAGACAAUCAGAGAAUGCAGGCGAUAUUAGUAUCUCAGACAGACACUUGGAAAGCACUUCAUCACGGUUAGAUGCUAUUUUCCGGUCAUUGAGGAGUGGAAGGCAAGGACAUCGUCUCAAUAUGUGGUCUGAUGACAGCCAGCAACGAGGUGGAUCUAACGCGCCUGUUGUACCCCCAGGCGUUGAGGAGGUACUUGUUUCCCAGUUGAGACGACCAGCUCCUGAGCAACCUGUGGAUCCGAAUACAGCAACUGCACAACCUCAAGAUAAAGCUGAGGAGGCCAGCCAGUUACCAGAGUCAGUUGCAACGGAAGAAACACCCGUCGAAAACCAUGCAAACAAUGGAAGCGUGGUUAUGUCCUCCCAUAAUCCAGCAGUGAUGGAUGUCACUGGCAAUACUGUUGUUGUCCCAACAGAUAACGGUUUUCUUCAAGAAAGGAAUGCUCCAAAUACGGAUACACAGGUCAUUGAUAUGCAGUACGAACGCAAUGAUGCAGUUGUACGGGAUGUGGAGGCAGCAAGCCAAGGGAGCAGUGGAAGUGGGGCAACUUUAGGGGAAAGUCUUCGAAGCCUCGAAGUGGAAAUAGGAAGUGCUGAUGGGCAUGAUGAUGGUGGAGAAAGGCAAGGCUCCACAGAGAGAAUGGCUUCGGGUGAUUUGCAGCAGACUCGAAUGAGAAGAGCGACUGUACCACUGGGGAGUGCCACACCAGUUAGUGGCAGAGAUGCAUCUCUUCAAAGUGUUAGUGAAGUAUUGCCACAUCCUGGACAAGGAGGGGAUCAGAGUGGUCCAGCCGAGGAGCAACAAAUCAAUGGUGCCACAGCCUCAGGUUCAAUUGAUCCUGCAUUCCUAGAUGCUCUUCCGGAAGAGUUACGAGCCGAAGUUCUUAAUGCUCAACAGAGUCAAGUGGCCCAGCCAUCAAGUGAACCACCUCAAUCUGCGGGAGACAUUGAUCCUGAAUUCCUUGCUGCCCUCCCCCCAGAUAUCCGAGCAGAAGUGCUGGCACAACAACAAGCUCAGAGACUACAUCAAUCACAUGAAUUGGAAGGCCAACCAGUUGAAAUGGACACUGUUUCAAUAAUUGCGACAUUUCCUGCUGAUUUGCGGGAAGAGGUGCUCUUAACAUCUUCAGAUGCUAUUCUGGCCAAUCUAACACCCGCCCUUGUUGCGGAGGCAAAUAUGUUACGUGAAAGAUUUGCUCAUCAAUAUCAUAGCCGCACACUUCUUGGCAUGUACCCCAGAAACCGGCGGGGUGAGUCUUCUAGACGGGGUGAUGCUGUUGGAUCAAGCCUUGAUAGACCUGCAGGAGGCAUCUCCUCGCGCAGAACUGCAGGAGGCAAGCUGGUCGAAGCUGAUGGGGCUCCUCUAGUUGACACAGAUUCUCUUAAGGCCAUGAUUCGGUUGCUUCGUGUUGUGCAGCCUCUGUAUAAGGGACAAUUUCAGAGACUUCUCUUGAAUCUCUGUGCCCAUCAUGAGACCAGAACUGCUUUGGUGCAAAUUUUAAUAGAUAUGCUGAUGCUUGAUAUACGGGGCCCUGUUAAGAAUUUAAAUGCAGCUGCAGAACCUUCAUAUAGAUUGUAUGCUUGCCAGAGCAAUGUUAUGUAUUCUCGUCCUCAAUUUUUGGAUGGCGUUCCUCCCCUUGUGUCUCGGCGUGUUUUAGAAACUCUGAUACACCUGGCCCGAAAUCACCCCAAUGUGGCGAAGCUUUUACUUCAUCUUCGGCUGCCAGGAGUGUCCACACAAGAGUUGCAGAGUCCUGCUCAUUUGCGUGGCAAAGCUGUGAUGGUUAUCGAAGAUGACCAAACAGCAAGGAAGCAACAACAGAAGGGAGAUUUUUCCAUAGUCCUGCUUUUGAGUCUCCUAAAUCAACCGCUGUAUUUUAGGAGUGUAGCUCAUCUUGAACAGUUGUUAAAUCUAUUGGAAGUCAUCAUUGAUAGUGUAGAAAGCAAUUCCAACCCAUCUAACAGUUCCGGGGCGCCUUCUGAGCAACCAUCUGGUUCUCAAAAUGCCUUGCUUGAUUCACAUACUAAUUCUGAUGCUGUUGAAUCUUCUUCGGGUGGUAAUGUUAAAUCAUCUAGCACUGAUGAACACUCUAGACCCUCAGCAGCCGGCUUAAAUAGUGAAAAUGAUGUCCUUUCUGUACUGCUCAGUCUACCACAACCAGAACUUCGACUUCUAUGCUCUUUGCUCGCACGAGAAGGUUUGUCAGAAAAUGCAUAUGUUCUUGUGGCAGAGGUAUUGAAGAAAUUGGUAGCUAUUGCUCCAACGCAUUGCCAUCUCUUUAUCACUGAGCUUGCAGAUUCUGUGCAAAACUUGUCUAGAUCUGCAAUGAAUGAAUUGCAUGGAUAUGGGGUGGUAGAUAAAACGCUCUUCAGCACUUCUGCUGAUGGGACUGCUAUCUUGAGAGUACUGCAGGCAUUAAGCUCCCUUGUUGCUUCACUGCUUGAGAAAGAAAAGGAUCCUCAACUUCUCUCUGAAAAAGAUUACAAUGAUGCUCUUUCUCAAGUAUGGGAAAUAAAUGCAGGUUUGGAGCCCUUGUGGCUAGAGUUGAGUGCAUGCAUUAGCAAGAUAGAGAGCUGCGCAGAUUCUUCAUCUGAUUUGUCUACUAUGUCUGGGAGCUUUGCAUCAGCAAGCACUAGUGCAAUGCCUCCACUUCCAGCGGGCACACAAAAUAUUCUUCCAUACAUUGAGUCUUUCUUUGUGACCUGUGAGAAGUUGCGUCCUGGGCAGUCAGGUGCAGGUCAUGACUUUGGCAUUGCCACAGUUUCUGAUGUUGAAGAGGCCACAACUCCUGGUGCACAAAAAACUCCAGGGUCCCAAGCGAAAGUUGAUGAAAAGCACAUUGCUUUUGUUAAGUUCUCAGAAAAGCACAGAAAGUUGUUAAAUGCUUUCAUUCGGCAAAACCCGGGUUUGCUUGAGAAGUCUCUCUCUCUGAUGCUGAAAGUUCCACGUUUCAUUGAUUUUGACAACAAACGCGCUUAUUUCCGCUCAAAAAUAAAACAUCAACAUGAUCAUCAUCACAGUCCUCUGAGAAUUUCAGUGCGAAGAGCCUACAUUCUUGAAGACUCGUAUAACCAAUUGCGGAUGCGUUUGACUCAAGAUCUGAAAGGGCGGUUGUCUGUUCAUUUCCAAGGGGAAGAAGGUAUUGAUGCUGGUGGGCUCACAAGGGAGUGGUAUCAGCUGUUGUCCAGGGUGAUUUUUGACAAGGGUGCUUUGCUGUUUACAACGGUGGGCAAUGAAUCAACAUUUCAGCCGAAUCCCAACUCCGUUUACCAAACAGAACAUCUCUCCUACUUCAAGUUUGUUGGGCGAGUGGUUGGGAAGGCUCUAUUUGAUGGGCAGCUUCUGGAUGUCCAUUUCACUCGAUCUUUCUAUAAGCACAUUCUUGGGGUUAAGGUUACCUAUCAUGACAUUGAGGCAAUAGACCCCGAUUUCUUUAAAAACUUGAAGUGGAUGCUUGAGCACGAUAUAAAUGAUAUGUUAGACCUUACGUUCAGCAUGGAUGCGGAUGAGGAGAAGCUGAUAUUGUAUGAAAGGACAGAGGUCACUGACUAUGAGCUAAUACCCGGCGGUCGAAACACUAGAGUUACUGAGGAGAAUAAACAUGAGUAUGUUGAUCUCGUUGCUGAACAUCGGCUUACAACUGCUAUCCGUCCUCAAAUAAAUGCAUUCAUGGAAGGUUUCAGCGAGUUGAUUCCUCGGGACUUGAUAUCCAUCUUUAAUGAUAAGGAACUGGAAUUAUUGAUUAGUGGGCUUCCUGACAUCGAUUUGGAUGAUAUGAGGGCUAACACAGAGUAUUCUGGCUACACUGCUGCAUCUCCUGUUAUCCAAUGGUUUUGGGAGGUGGUCCAAGGUUUCAGCAAGGAGGAUAAAGCUCGUCUCUUGCAGUUCGUCACUGGCACAUCAAAGGUACCUUUGGAAGGUUUCAGCGCACUUCAAGGAAUUUCGGGCUCACAGAGAUUUCAGAUUCACAAAGCCUAUGGCAGCCCGGAUCACUUGCCUUCAGCUCAUACUUGCUUCAACCAGUUAGAUCUACCAGAGUAUCCUUCCAAACAGCAACUGCAGGAGAGAUUGAUUCUGGCCAUCCACGAAGCAAAUGAAGGAUUUGGUUUCGGUUGAGAAAAGGGGGGAAGGUGGGGACCAACAGUUUCUGCUCUCCUUUCGUUGUGUAGAUAAUAUUAUUUUUAAGUGUUUGAAAGAGAAUCAAAAAGAGAAAUUGGAAAAGGGAAAUAUGGGAUUAAGUAGAUAUGUUUUAUUUUCUGUACAGUGUUUUUCCCCCUCUUUAUGCAAAUAUAUACUUUGGGCAA